AUGUCUACAAUUGAGUCAAAGAUUAGAAUAGAAGAUGAUCAACUAAGUUCCUCGAUGUCUUCCAAAGGACGCAAUGAGGAUCGGAAUCAGGAAUGGUUUAAUGCUGAUGUUGAUACAAAUCGGACUGGGUACUGUCGGCACCUUCGUGAAGAGGUGGCAACAUUGGUGAAGAAUGGUCACCUUAGAGAGAUUUUAAGUGAUCGGGCCAAGAAUAACUAUGGAAAAAAUCUAGAUGUUGCAGAACCAUCAAAUCUAGAUGCGGAGUCACCUCGUAUGACGAUGCACAUGAUAUUUGGUGGAGAUGAAGUAAAUAGGGUGAUAUUUUCAACAACAAUGAAGACGAAAAUAUCGAUAACUCAUGGCAAUAGGAUCCGAGAAGUUUUAGAAGAUGACAUCACCCUUAUAGAAGAGGAUGAUGACAGACUUCUUCUACCGCACAAUGAUGAUCUAGUAAAUUCUUUUAAUGUUUUAGAUUUCAAAAUUAAACGUGUAUUGGUUGAUCCAGGAAGUUCAACCAACAUCAUACAAUGGAGAGUUUUGGAGCAAGCCAAUUUAACUGGAAACAUAGUUCCGGCAACAAAGCUUUUAUCUUGGUUCAACUUAACAAGCGUUACGACUCGAGGAGAGAUAUUGCUGCCCACGCAUGCUGAAGGCGUACAGGAAACCACUAUGUUCGAAGUGGUAGAUGGUUACAUGGGAUAUAACGUGAUCCUUGGAAGGCUUUGGAUACAUGAAAUAAAUGCCGUACCGCCAACAUAUCAUUGA
This is a messenger RNA of Nicotiana attenuata, 765 nucleotides long. RefSeq lists its product as uncharacterized. NCBI's taxonomy places the organism in Eukaryota, Viridiplantae, Streptophyta, Magnoliopsida, Solanales, Solanaceae. Bases 1 to 765 code for a protein of 254 amino acids. The record is from RefSeq and is a predicted model, not a curated record. The transcript is spliced from 2 exons.